AUGGCGACCAACAAGGAGGCUCCUCUGGGCUCCACUGAGAACCCGAUCAAGUUCAAGGACCAAGACUUUGAAACUCUCCAGGAAGAGUGUCUGAAGUCCGGCGUGUUGUUCUCUGAUCCAACCUUUCCAGCGGAGCAGAAGUCCAUCGGAACACCGGAAGACCCGGACCCUAAAAAGGCUAUUCAAUGGAAGAGACCCAAGGAAAUCAGUAAGAACGCUGCAUUUGUCGAGGACACCACUGCAACGACUGAUAUCUGUCAGGGCCAACUUGGUGACUGCUGGCUGCUGGCUGCCCUGUCCUGUCUGACCGCGCACCCCUCGCUCUUUAUGAAGGUGGUGCCACCAAACCAAAGCCUGAGCGACCGUUACGCAGGAAUCUUUCAUUUUAAGUUCUGGCAGUAUGGUGAGUGGGUGGAGGUGGUUGUGGAUGACAGGCUGCCAGUACGCGAAGGCCGUCUGCUCUUCAGCUACUCUCGCACCCGCAAUGAGUUUUGGAGCGCCCUGGUGGAAAAGGCCUAUGCCAAGUUAAUCGGAUCUUACGGGAGCCUGAAGGGAGGCAACAUUUCAGAGGGGAUGGAGGACUUCACUGGAGGCAUCGCCCGCUCGCUGGAGAUCUCUUCUCGUACCCCUCGAGUCCUCUGGAGGUCCUUGGCUGCUGCUCUGUCCCGAGGGAGCCUGCUCAGCUGCUUCAUCCAGGCCAAGAGCGCCUCAGAUAUCGGCAAGGUGACAGGAGAGGGGCUGAUAAAGGGCCAUGCUUACGCCAUAACUGACGCUGACAAGUUGACGAAACCAUCAGAUGAGAUUUUGCUGCUGAGGCUGAGAAACCCCUGGGGUUUUAUCGAAUAUUGCGGACCCUGGAGUGACAAGGGGAAAGAGUGGGAGAACGUGGACCCGGCAGAGAAGGAAAGGAUCGAGGUGAAAUGCGUUGAAGACGGAGAGUUCUGGAUCAGUGCCGAGGACUUCUCCAACCUCUUUGAUGUCGUGGAGCUCUGCAGCGUCAAUCCAGACUCUUAUGAUGAAGAAAGCACACCUGCCAGCUGGGCCAUCACCGAACACGAAGGCUGCUGGCUGCCGGGGAGUUCUGCUGGUGGUAGCCGCAAAUAUAACAAAACAUUCUGCAAAAAUCCCCAGUAUACGCUGGUCCUCAAAGAGAAGGACGAGAAUGAGGAUGAGGACGAUGACGACGACGUGGGGGACGAUGGCGAGGAUGACGAUGACGAAAUGGAAGAUCAGACUGUGACCCCAGAUUUGAAGAAGAGACCCGAGAAGCAGAAGCAGAAGCAGAAAGUCAAACGUUGCACGGUGUUGGUGGAGCUGCUGCAGAAAAACCGAAGGCAGAGGGAUAAACUCAACUUCCUCUACAUCGCCUUUCACGUCUAUAAGGUUCCUUCUGAGAACACUUGUCUGGACCGCAGCUUCUUUAUGAAGAAUCGCCCAGCGGGUCGUUCUGGGAAGUACAAAGCUCAAAGAGGUGUGUGGAGAAAGAUGCGUCUGGAUCCAGGUACUUACGUCAUUGUGGUAUCCACCUACCGACCCAACAUCCCUGGAGAGUUCUUCGUCCGCACUUUCUCCAAGAUCGGAAACACUCUCGAGACUCAAGACUUUGCCUGCACCUCCAGCUUCUCACAAGUGAUGAGCGCUCCUGUCUCCUCAGAGGAUCAAGACAGAGUGGAGAUGACUUUUGACAAGCAGGCUGGCCUAGAUGACAGGCUGAACGUCAAAGACAUCAUGAAGCUGUUUAACUCAGUUCUUGAGAAAGAUUACCAUCUGCCUUUGGAGACGUGCAGAGAGCUCAUCUUUGGAGAGGAUACUAAAGGGCGCUGCGCUCUCAGCCGUGAGCAAGCAGGAACCCUGCUGGCCAGUGUGCGCAAUCUGCAGUCCAUCUUUUCUCAGUUUGAUGAGGAUUCUUCUGGAAGCAUGAGCCGCUUUGAACUCAGCUCAGCACUGCAGGCUGUUGAAUUCCAGUGCGAUAACAAGGUGGUUGAGCUGCUGUCUGAGCGGUUCACAUCUGGAGAGCUGGACAUGCCCUUCCACGGCUUUGUGUCAUGUGUCACCAGGCUCCGCAAGCUUUUUGCUCUGUAUGAAUCUGAGACCAGCCAGGAGGUGAAAGACAGAGGGAUCAACUCUUGGCUGCUUCAGUUUCUGACAGUGUGACGGCGUUUCAUGAAAAGCUGUUCCACACGGACCCCGAUGAGCUACCGGAGAAAUAUGAGAGAAGCUGCUCUCGCUUGCUUGCUGUGCUGUUGUAUUCUUGCAUUCUUGCUUAACUGAGUAGUCCUACAAUUUGUAAUCAAAUCCAGUUAUGUUACUCCACAUGUAAUAAAAGCAG
Molecule: messenger RNA, 2329 nt
Organism: Pelmatolapia mariae (spotted tilapia)
Lineage: Eukaryota; Metazoa; Chordata; Actinopteri; Cichliformes; Cichlidae
Gene: capn12
Product: calpain 12
Exons: 22
Coding region: 1-2154 (717 amino acids)
Biological process (GO): proteolysis
Cellular component (GO): cytoplasm
Molecular function (GO): calcium ion binding; calcium-dependent cysteine-type endopeptidase activity
Source: RefSeq, a predicted model, not a curated record